AUGACCGCACCGGAAAGAGGAUCACCGCCCCCUUGCCCCAUAGAAAAGGAAGCGAUUGAGCAGGAACCAAACCCCCACAUAGAAGAGGAACCCGAGCGACCAGGACCGCUCGGAGCCGGGAAAAAACGGAAGAAACACCGGCCUGGCAAGGGACGCGUGGGGCGCGGCGACCGCACGGAGGACCGCGAUGGACCAGGAACGCGGCGCCCGACGGUCCCGCGUGGAAAUACUCCCGCUCGCAAGACUGCCCCGGUCGGAACAGGUGUUUCGCUGCCGGUACCCUUUGGAGCGCGGACCUCUACGCUGUCAUCCACCCUAGUUGCCCGUGGUAUCACAAAGAACCAUGUGCUCGAGGCGCCUCUACAAAAUGCAACUCCUGCUCCAACUUUAGCUCCAAUUUCAACUCCUACUCACUCCAACUUCAACAACUCUAAUCCCAGUAACUCCAGGACCCCAGCUUCAUCACCUCACUCUAACUUCAACAACUCUAGUAACACCAAGACACCAACUCCAUCACCUUACUCCAACCCCGUAACUCCAACACCAACUCCACCACCUCACUCCACCUCCAGUAACUUCAACAACUCCAACUCCAACCAACUCCACCACCUCACUCCAACCCCGGUAACUCCACCAACUCCACCUCACUCCACCUCCAGUAACUCCACCAACACCAACUCCACCACCUCACUCCAACCCCGGUAA
Penaeus vannamei (Pacific white shrimp) is the source of this 705-nucleotide messenger RNA. NCBI's taxonomy places the organism in Eukaryota, Metazoa, Arthropoda, Malacostraca, Decapoda, Penaeidae. The record is from RefSeq and is a predicted model, not a curated record.